This is a messenger RNA of Python bivittatus (Burmese python), 8131 nucleotides long. It is a transcript of the gene BRD3, whose product is annotated as bromodomain containing 3. Gene Ontology annotation, biological process: chromatin remodeling; regulation of DNA-templated transcription. Gene Ontology annotation, cellular component: chromatin; nucleus. Lineage: Eukaryota; Metazoa; Chordata; Lepidosauria; Squamata; Pythonidae. The record is from RefSeq and is a predicted model, not a curated record.
CGCCGGAGGGCAGCCGCGCUUUCCCUCUUCACUUAGUUUUCUCUGCAGGAAAGUAGAUCAGUCGGGACCGCGGGAGCUCGCUUGGCCAGCGAGGCUCCUGUUCCCUUGUCUGCUGGCAGGAAGGCGGGGGGUGACAAGAGGAGUAGAUGCCGGGCCCUCGCUCGGGCGCCUCCGGCAGCGAGAAGUGACCCCCCAGGGAGCCGUGGAGAAGGCACGCUGGAGCACCCGACCGGGUUUGCAGCAGGAGCUGCGGGGACAGCCUCUUCUGCUGCUGGGGCUGCGGCAUCACCGAGCCCCUCGGCCUUGGGUCGAUGCCCCUCCCUGGUUCGGAGGGGAUCCGCUCGGAGCGGCGGGCAGCAAGCUGCCCCGGCGGCCCUACUCUGUGCCGGGAGGUGUGCCAGCUGGCUGCUGGGAUGGGGGCAGCAGCUCCCACAGUUCACCAUAGUGCUGGGCAAGGACAGAUACAUAUUCAUCACUUGUUCAUUCAAAUGCUUUUUCAGCUUGCUUUUUUCCCUCCCCUGUUAGCUUUGAAAUCCAGAGCUCGCAAAGCAUUGUACUGUAGUCUUUUAACUGAUGAAAACCUCAGGUAUUGGAAGCCUGGAAGAACGGGCAAAGGAAAAGUUACAUGACACCAGUCAAAUCUUAGCAGCUGGUUUGAGGGAGAAGCUCCAGGGGCUGUUGGAAUGGCAGUUGGGGGUGGCCUCGCUUGGUGGCUUGUGCUCUAGCUCUCAAGCUGGACAUAAAAGCCUGAGGUGGAAACUGCUGCUCACUAUUAGUUUAGAUGGUGAAUGAAAUCUCCUCGCAAAGACCAGUGUCAAAGUUACGCUAAGCCGUGCAUUGCUGAAUAAGCCACAGUUGGUUGGGCUAAAACCCUAAACCAGGGUUAGGGUUACUAAGAUCAGCAGGAGAAUCCCUUUGGAAGUUUGUCUCUCAGGUACAGCGGAAAAGGCCUCCUUUUGGGUGACCCUACUCCUUAGCGAAAUGGUGAAAAUGCAUUUCUUUCAUUAGGCUUUUAACCCUUAAUUGGUUUUAAUUUUCUGGGUGGAUGGGCUUCAUAUUAUGCGUUUUGUUUUCACUGUUGUAAGCCACCUUGGGUGCUUUAUAUAAGCAGAAGGGCAGGAUACCAAUUUAACAAUAAAUGCCAUGUUUCAGAGGAAGGGUUGCUUUAGCAUGACAGUAGAUUCAAAACCAGGCAGUACAGUAUGGCUUAUUUGACGAGCAGUAACAAAGUAUGACCUGAGCUGGGAUUUCUCUGGGUAUCAGUCUGGGAGCUGCUUGGUGCAGAUGGACUUUGACCCAAGGCAGCGAAGCUUACAUGGCAAGUGUACUGUUGAAGCAUUUUUCACUUAAAGAGCAGGCAGGAACUUUGAAAUGCCUUUCCCUCUCUUCCCCACCAGAACUAACCCAGUUCUCAUGAGGGGGCUUGAGGCUUUUUGGCUGCUAUAUGAGAGGGGAGGAGGCUUCAGGUUGUUUUGCUUUGUUUUAACUCUGGGUUUGAAGUUUGGUUCCUAAGCUGUAACUCUUUGUAAUCCUUAUACUAAACACUUGGAGGAUAGUCUUUGGAUUACUGAUUUCUGAGUGGAAGAGCCGAAAUGCAAUAAUUAACUGGGUGGAGGCAUAUAUCAAUAUUGAUGUGCCUACUUAUUAUGAAAAAAAGCCCAUUUGCCUAUAAAAUUACAAUGGGCAUUGUAAUAGCACCGCUUUGGUUAUCAAGUAACAUUUCCUGUUCCUGCCCAGAUGAUGCUAAACUAUAUCUUGGAGAAGCCCAGCCCGCAUGGACACUGUUGAAGAAUGCAGGUUGCCCCUCUUCCAGCUCUACCUGGGGAAAAUAAGUGAAAGAGAGAUCCUCUUCGCUGCAUAGCUGGUCCCUGGAAAUGGGAUGCCAAUCCCAUGCAGGGGGUAUAAAAGUCAGAUCACCUCCUCCUACCUGCUGCUGCUGCUGCAACCUUGGGCAUAAGUGAAACCAAGAGGUGGGGAACCAUGUCUGCCCUUCCAUCGGCCAUCCAGGCUCCCCAGGGGCCGGCCAAUCCUCCUCCCCCAGAGGUCACCAACCCUAGCAAGCCUGGGAGAAAGACCAACCAACUGCAGUACAUGCAAAAUGUGGUGGUGAAGACCCUGUGGAAGCAUCAGUUUGCGUGGCCCUUCUAUCAACCAGUUGAUGCAAUUAAAUUAAAUUUACCGGAUUACCACAAAAUAAUUAAGAACCCGAUGGACAUGGGGACAAUCAAGAAACGACUGGAACACAACUACUACUGGAGUGCCAGUGAAUGUAUGCAGGAUUUCAACACCAUGUUUACCAAUUGUUACAUUUACAACAAGCCAACGGAUGAUAUUGUCCUCAUGGCACAAGCCUUGGAAAAGAUCUUCCUGCAGAAAGUUGCCCAGAUGCCCCAGGAGGAAGUGGAAUUGCUACCCCCAGUGCCUAAAGGCAAAGCUCGGAAGAUGGCUGCUAGUACCCCAAACCCAGCAGGGGCCCAGCACGCCGCGGUGACUGCCGUCUCUUCAGCAUCUCCCCCAGCCCCCUUCCAGAGUGUCCCUCCAUCGGUGUCACAGACGCCUGUAAUUGCCGUCACACCUGUGCCAACCAUCACUGCAAAUGUCACCCCCAUCACUGCCCCCCCUGUGACGCCUGUGCCACCUACCCCGCCUCCUGCCACCCCAAUCAUGGCAGUUGUUCCCCCAACGCCACCAAUCGUCAAGAAAAAGGGGGUGAAGCGGAAAGCGGAUACCACCACACCCACCACGUCGGCCAUCACCGCUAGCCGGAGUGAAUCCCCCCCUCCGGUUUUGGACUCGAAGCAGGCCAAAGUGGUGGCUCGGCGGGAGAGUGGUGGCCGGCCCAUCAAGCCGCCAAAGAAGGACCUGGAAGACGGGGAGGGCCCCCAGCACGCGGGCAAGAAGGGCAAGCUCUCAGAGCACCUCAAAUACUGCGACAGCAUCCUCAAGGAGAUGCUGUCUAAGAAGCACGCCGCCUACGCCUGGCCCUUCUAUAAGCCAGUGGAUGCCGAGGCCCUGGAGCUGCACGACUAUCACGACAUCAUCAAGCACCCCAUGGACCUCAGCACUGUCAAAAAAAAAAUGGACAGCCGAGACUAUCAAGACGCCCAAGGCUUUGCAGCGGAUAUUCGGUUAAUGUUCUCUAAUUGCUACAAGUACAACCCACCUGACCAUGAAGUUGUGGCCAUGGCAAGGAAGCUGCAGGAUGUCUUUGAGAUGCGAUUUGCCAAGAUGCCGGACGAGCCCGCGGAUCCUCCACCGCCCCCUCCGCCCACUGCCCCCGUGGUCAGCAAAAGCACGGAGAGCAGCCACAGCAGCGAAGGCAGCUCGUCGGAUUCCGACAGCUCGGACUCGGAAGAGGAGCGGGCCACGCGGCUGGCAGAGCUCCAGGAGCAGGACUGUUCCCGAUCAUUGAGGCAGUGCUACAAGGUCAUUGACUCCCGAGACUGGAAUGGAUGGAAUCUCAAGGCCGUCCACGAGCAGCUAGCUGCCCUCUCGCAAGCGCCGGUGAACAAGCCAAAGAAGAAGAAGGAGAAGAAGGAAAAAGAGAAGAAGAGGAAGGACAAGGAGAAAGAGAAGGAGAAGGAAAAGGAAAAGCACAAGGCAAAAGCCGAGGAGGAGAAGAAAGCGAGGACAGCCCCGCCAGCGAAAGCGCCCCAGCAAAAGAAAGCACCAGCCAAGAAGGCCAACAGUGCGGUCCCCACCAACAGGCAGCCGAAGAAAGCCGGGAAGCAGGCCUCGGCGACCUACGACUCAGAGGAGGAGGAGGAGGGCCUUCCUAUGACCUACGAUGAGAAGCGCCAGCUCAGCUUGGACAUCAACCGCCUGCCUGGGGAGAAGCUGGGCCGGGUGGUCCACAUCAUUCAGUCCCGAGAGCCCUCCCUCAGGGAUUCCAACCCCGACGAGAUCGAGAUCGAUUUUGAAACCUUGAAGCCCACAACGUUGCGGGAACUUGAGAGAUACGUCAAGUCCUGUUUGCAGAAAAAGCAACGGAAGCCGUUUUCUGCAAGUGGGAAGAAACAAGCGGCCAAGUCCAAGGAAGAGAUGGCUCAGGAAAAGAAGAAAGAGCUGGAGAAGCGGUUGCAGGACGUGAGCGGGCAGCUGAGCAACAACAAGAAGCCGGCCAAGAAAGAAAAAUCUGGCUCUGCCCCAUCGGGGGGCCCGUCUCAUCUCAGCAGCAGCAGCAGCUCCGAAUCAGGGAGCACAAGUUCCAGCGGAUCCAGUUCGGACAGCAGCGACUCAGAAUGACCGGGGACUCUUCGCCUGCCUGGACCUGAAGCUUUGCAGCGUUCCCUCGCUUUAUUUUUCUAAUGGUUACUCUCUUCCAUCAUGACCAAGUCUGCGUUUUCCACUCUUUUAAAGCAUUUUUAAAGGAUUCAGUGUUACAGAAUGACACCUCCUCUGAAGAGUUUCCUCCUGCUUUUAUUAGGUCAAACGUCUGACUAGACUUGGUGGCAAAUCAUUUGCAUCACUUAAAGUCUCUAAACCCUUUUUUAACCCAAGAUGCUGAAAUGCCGAAGGAGAACUCCACGAACAACGCGUUGGCCGCCUGUGGCCUGAACGCGGAGAUGGGCAGCUUUGCCCUUCCGGGAGGCUCCCUUUGGCCACCCCGGCACUCUGAUCCUUCCUGCCAGGACCUGAGGUGACGGGGGGAGGGAUCUUGGAGGGGGGAGGACCCUCAGUGGAUGGUACUGUAGCAGGAAGAGGCCGGCAAUGGAAGGACGGCCACGGAGACCCGAAACCUCCUGCGCUCUGGUCUGCCGAACCUCCGACUGCAGCCUGGCAGGGGCACGCUUUCUCCAUUGGGAUGAAGAUCGUAAUCUUUUUUUUUAAUAGAUAAGAGGGAAGAAAAAGCUCAUGUACUGUGGAUUGUUUUUUAAAGCUUACCUUUUUAGAUAUUUCUUUUACCUUUUUUUAAUCAAUAUAGAGAUUCACGCUCCUGUUGCGAAAAAUUCUCCAGAGGUGUCUGACCUGUUGAAGGCAGUGCCUGCGACCUGGGUGCAUCACACUCCCUGGGCACAGCACGGGGUGAGGUGCCAUGGGUUGGUCCCCAGCCCCCAUUGGCAAGGCAUUGCGUCUGCCUGCGCAGGAUGGCAUCGCCUGUUGGCCCAUCGGGGGGUAGGAAGGCAUAGCACCCCGGUUCCUCUCCCUGUUUGCCAGAGGAGGGGGCCUGGUUAGCCUCACUGCUUGGGGGUCUCCCGGUCAAGCAGCAGGUGGGACCCUGAGCUUCCGUUCUAAGCCUUGUGUUGGAGGGGGGAGGCUCCCAUGCGGAGUUCCCCUCCAAGCAGCAGGGCGGCUUCUCUGGAGGCAAAGGGGCUGCCCCAGAUCCGCCGAAAGGAGUCCCUGAGUCCCAGGACAGCAGGAAGGCUCCGCAGCUGGUGCCCUCGCCAAACCGUGGGCCAGGCCUCCCUUCUCGCAAGGUGAGCUUGUGUGUCGUGCAAGUGCAGGUCUCCAAAUAAUCAAAACUUUUACCUCAAGGUAUGGUGGGAGAAUAUGCUUUGGGGAAGGGAAGGGGAGGGGUGGGCAAGUGAUGUUUUUGUAAGGUUCAUCCAUUUUUUAAAAGCUAUUUUUUUCUCCAGCCUGCCCUGGAGACCUGCACUUUGCACAUGACACACCGGGAAUUGAUUAUCCUUUUUCAUGUACAUAGAAAUACUUUAUUUAUUAACUCCAGUGGUCACUUAAAAUGUAUCCUGCGUUUUGAAGAGCAGAGAAAAAAUGUAGGUUUGUGUUGUUUUUAAAACUAAGCUCUGAAAAAAAAUUGGGAAUCCUUUUAAUUUAAAUGUAUUUGACUUUUUAACCAACAGGUGCUAUGGAUCUUUGAUAGUUUCCUGUUCUGGUGCUUAUUCCUUGUAUGUGUAUUCAGUUUUGGGGAAAUGGGAUUGUUUGGGAUUCUUUUGGUUUCUUUUUGUAUAGACUUUGGACUUACAGGUAUUGGUAACUUCCAGAUAAAGCAUGUUUUAUUUGUAUAUUCCUAGUCUUCUCCCACGUCGGUCUUUUUCUCUGUAUCUUGUUUUAAAGUAGAACAGUUUGGAAAAAAAAUAAAGCGACAAAGACCCGUUUGAGAGCAGAUGCCCCUUCUGUACUUGACUUGACACAAAGCUUGGGAGCAGAAGCGGGUGCUAAAUUGUAUUUUAUUGACGGAUGCAAUCUGCAGGCCACGAUUCUGGGCAGCUGGUUAAAGAAAAAAUUCCAAGAAUGGUCGAGCUGGCCGUCCUUGGGCCACUAAAUCCAGAACUUCAUCGCCCUCACCAAAGUCCCAGGCGGACUGAGCGGUGCAGCCGCCACAGCAGCUCCGCAGCCAGAGCGCUUUGGGCACCUUGAAAACUCGCUCCUUCCAGCGAACAAGGAUCUACCUCGCUGGAGGCAGAUAUUUGGGGGCAUCAUGGAGUGUCCAAACGAAAGGAGAAAGGGCCACUGAUAAUUUGAUAAUUGUUUACCAAGGGUAAAAUACGCACAAGAAGCAGAUGCUGCGGCUGACUGAAGAAAGCUGACGGCCCCGAUCCGCAAGGGGUUGUUUCACAGAAUGGAGCUAUUUGAACCCAGUUCUCCCACCAGAAGCCAAGCUGUACCUUCAGAUCAAGGGCAGGUGCCACUCUCUGACAGUCAUAGUUACAGCUGCUCCAGGCCCCAAGGAAAGCCAUCUGGGAAGCCCAGAACUUGGAACUGGCAUUCAAAGUGGGUUUUGGAUUAUCAAGCCAUUCCUGGACGUCCCAAUCUACCAUGUCAUCUGGAACCAAGUUUGGCAACUUGCGUGCCUGGAUGGGAUGGCUAACCUGGGGACCCUGCCAUCGGCAUCGGGGCCUGACAGCUGGAGGUCAAGUCUCAUUUUCUGUGCAAGCAGAGUUUUCCCACUGGCAUCUAAGCCCAGCUGGCUCCUUUGCCCUGUACCUGCAAACCAGCAGCUCACGGCUCAGCCAACAACUGCAAGCUGCGGCCAAACCCGAGAGUGUGGAGAUGUCGCUGUUUAAGCUCUUGUGUGGAUUCUGUCUCUCGGGGUGGUCCAGAGGCUUUGGAAGGGAUGGCACACCCAUCCAUCUGCAGGCCAGAUUUCAGCAAGCGAGUUUUGCCCAUCAGCGAUAUUCCCUGGUUGUGGAAUCGGGAGCUUACCAGUGAGGGUGUCGGCAACCAGCGGAGAAGCUGGCCUGGCCUGCGAGGAACACGAAGGGGGGCCGACGCACAAGGGCAAGCAGCAGAGAGGAAGCCCCUGGACUGAGCGCUGCAGUGUUUCUCCCCACGCCUGUCAGGGCCUCUGGGAAUCAUCGUCACAGCAGGAACCUUCGGAGCCCAGAAGGAAGCGCCAGAGACAGCUCUGGAACAGCUCCGUCCUGCAUGGUGGGGGACGCCGGAGGAGACCUGCAGAGUAGCACAGAAUCUGUUUCCCAAGGAGCAGCGCCACCCAACUUUGCCCUGGGUUCAAAACAAACUUCAGGGCACGGCUUUGAGGACCAGGACUGGGGUCCAGAUUUACCCCAUGGUCCAAGAGGAAACUCCUGUGGAGCAGGGUUCAGGCUUCCCCAACCAGGACCUCACAGGAAAGGGGCUAAAUUUCUUUCUCUCACCCAAUCUAGGUAGUUUGGACUACAGCUCCCAUCAAUCUCAGCCAGCACAUUAGGGAUGCUGGGAACGGCCUUGAGGGCAUUGGAAAGGGUAGCCUCUUCCUGCAUGUGCCCCAAGUCUCCUUUCGUCCCCCCAUUUCUGUGGAAAGGUCCAGGAGCAAGUAGGAGGGCUGGGAAUCCCUUCAGGGGUUUGCUUGCCUGUAAAAUGGGGGGAGGAAUAUGAGCUGCUGCCCCACUGGGGCUCCCCUCGUUCCUCCCAGCAGGCAGCUGUCUGCGCUUGGCUCACCCAAAGCCACUGUUCCUGUCCAGGGGGAAAACAUCUGAAUGCAGCCUUCUGCCUGGAGCAGUACAGCCCUACUCCAAAGUAACCCUCCUCUAAAGACGCUGCAAAACGUGGGUUCAGGCUAGAGUUAGGAACUUGCUGCCUCCACCUACUGUCCGCCGGUGGGACGGCCACUUGGGGCAGAGGCUGUGCAGCCCCUGCCCUGAACCAGGAUCGGCCCAGGUGGCUCCAGGGUCCGCUGUAACUCUGGUCCUAUGAACUGCACCUUUAUUUUUCCUUCCGAAGAGCCGGAUGG